GAUAGAUCACAAACAGUUUCACUCUCUGUGAGUGUGUUUGUGUGUGUUAUACAGGAAGGGAGGAGGGCCCCAGACAGACAGCGUGGCUGCAUUGUCGCAGCAAGACAACUUGUCCAGUCCACCAGCAGCUCAGCCGCUCACAACAUCCUCAGGUCGAGCCCUUCACACCGGACAUGCGGGGGCUGCCUUUAUUUUCUGUAACUAUUCAACUUACAACCCACAACACGAGGAUUUGUUGUCGGUGUGGAAUAACGGUCACAGUCACAGAUAUCUGGCACAGAGGCUGACAGGCGACAGAUAACACCCUGCUUUGCCCGGCGCCGGGAGCCACCAACCGGCCGCUGGGAACUGGAGGGGUGGGAAGGCUAGCUAACUGGCAUUAGCCGGGGAGAGCCUCUCGGACCAGCAUCCUCAGACACAUCGCUGCGUUGACGCCGACUCUAAAGAGUAGUGACAGUGUGGAGAUGGACUGAACGAUGAAGGGCGGAAGAGUCCCAUCUUCAAAAUAAGAGGACUUCUCUCUUAGGUUGUGCUCUGCAGCUUGACUGUGUGACUGAGCUGGGAGAGAGAGAAGAAGAUGCCUCCCAGGCCGUCCUCAGGGGAGCUAUGGGGUAUCCACCUGAUGCCUCCCAGGAUUCUGGUGGACUGUCUGCUGCCCAAUGGGAUGAUCCUGACACUGGAGUGUCUCCGUGAGGCCACGCUCAUCACCAUCAAACAUGAGCUGUUCAAAGAGGCCCGGAAAUAUCCCCUCCAUCACCUCCUACAGGAGGAGACAUCCUACAUCUUUGUCAGUGUUACACAGGAAGCAGAGCGGGAGGAGUUCUACGAUGAGACGCGGAGGCUGUGUGAUCUCCGACUCUUCCAGCCCUUCCUCAAGGUCAUUGAACCAGUUGGCAACAGAGAGGAAAAGAUCCUCAACAGAGAGAUUGGUUUUGCCAUUGGUAUGCCUGUGUGCGAGUUUGACCUUGUGAAGGACCCUGAGGUUCAGGACUUCAGGAGAAACAUCCUGAAUGUUUGUAAAGACUCAGUGGAGCUGAGAGAUGCCAGCGGGCCCCACAGUAGAGCGCUGUAUGUUUACCCACCCAAUGUAGAAUCCACACAGGAACUUCCCAAGCACAUCUAUAGCAAACUGGACAAAGGUCAGAUUAUUGUUGUGAUUUGGGUGAUUGUUUCUCCGAACAAUGACAAACAAAAGUACACACUGAAGAUCAACCACGACUGUGUACCAGAGCAGGUGAUUGCAGAGGCCAUUCGUAAGAAGACACGUAGCAUGUUGCUGUCCCCGGAGCAGCUAAAGAUGUGUGUUCAGGAAUACCAGGGUAAAUACAUCCUCAAAGUUUGUGGCUGUGAUGAGUACCUACUGGAAAAGCACCCCAUCAGUCAGUAUAAGUAUAUCCGUAGUUGCAUCAUGCUGGGCAGGAUGCCUAACCUGAUGCUAAUGUCUAAGGACAGCCUGUACACCCAGUUGCCUACAGAUAACUUCGUCAUGCCGUCAUACUCUCGACGUAUCUCCACGGCAACGUCCUAUAUGAACGGCGAGGCAGCAGCCAAGUCGCUGUGGACCAUCAACGGAACUCUGCGAAUACGAAUCCUCUGUGCCACCUAUGUUAACGUCAAUAUACGGGACAUAGACAAGAUAUAUGUGAGGACAGGCAUUUACCAUGGAGGUGAACAGAUGUGUGACAAUGUCAACACACAGAGGGUACCCUGCUCUAACCCCAGGUGGAAUGAGUGGCUCACCUAUGAUAUGUACAUCCCAGACAUCCCCCGUGCUGCCAGACUCUGCCUCUCCAUUUGCUCUGUCAAGGGCAGGAAGGGAGCCAAGGAGGAGCACUGUCCAUUAGCUUGGGGUAAUAUCAACUUGUUUGACUACACUCACACGCUAGUGGCCAACAAGAUGGCUCUGAACCUCUGGCCUGUCCCUCAUGGCCUUGAAGACCUCCUCAACCCCAUAGGAGUCACUGGAUCCAACCCCAAUAAGGAAACGCCAUGUUUGGAGCUGGAGUUUGACCACUUUAGUAGUCCAGUAAAAUACCCAGAUAUGAAUGCAGUAGAGGAUCAUGCAAACUGGACCAUCUCGAGGGAACUGGGAUUCAACUACAAUCUCUCUGGACAGAGCAAUCGUGUGGCUAGAGAUCACGCCCUGACAGAGACCGACACUGAGCAGCUGAGGCAACUGAGUAACAGAGACCCUCUGUCAGAAAUCACUGAGCAGGAGAAAGACUUCCUCUGGAGACACAGGCACUACUGCAUGAACAUCCCUGAGAUCCUUCCCAAGAUCCUUCUCGCUGUCAAAUGGAACUCCAGAGAUGAAGUAGCACAGAUGUAUUGUCUGUUAAAAGAGUGGCCAUCUAUCCGUCCUGAGCAGGCCAUGGAGCUGUUGGACUGUAAUUACCCAGACCCCAUGGUCAGACACUUUGCUGUACGCUGCCUUGACAAAUACCUGACUGAUGACAAACUGUCCCAGUACCUGAUUCAGCUUGUACAGGUAUUAAAAUAUGAGCAGUAUCUCGACAAUCCCCUGGCACGCUUCCUCCUCAAAAAGGCCCUUACCAAUCAAAGGAUAGGACAUUUCUUCUUCUGGCAUCUCAAGUCAGAAAUGCACAAUAAGACAGUGAGCCAGAGGUUUGGGCUGCUGUUAGAGGCUUACUGCAGGGCUUGUGGCAUGUACCUCAAACACCUGAGCAGGCAGGUAGAGGCGAUGGAGAAGCUCAUAAACCUCACUGACAUCCUUAAACAGGAGAAGAAGGAUGAGACGCAGAAGGUCCAGAUGCGGUUUCUUGUGGACCAGAUGAAGAGACCUGACUACAUGGAUGCCCUUCAGAACUUCACAUCUCCUCUCAACCCCGCACACCAACUGGGAAACCUGAGGUUGGAUGAAUGCAGGAUUAUGUCAUCAGCAAAGAGGCCGCUGUGGCUGAACUGGGAGAAUCCUGACAUCAUGUCCGAACUCCUCUUUCAGAACAACGAGAUAAUCUUCAAAAAUGGAGAUGACUUGCGCCAGGAUAUGCUGACGUUGCAGAUUAUUAAAAUCAUGGAGAAUAUUUGGCAGAAUCAGGGACUGGAUUUACGGAUGCUUCCCUACGGCUGUCUGUCAUUAGGAGACUGUGUGGGUCUCAUUGAGGUGGUUCGCAGCUCCCACACCAUCAUGCAGAUUCAGUGUAAAGGUGGCUUGAAGGGAGCCCUGCAGUUCAACUCAAACACUCUGCAUCAGUGGCUCAAGGACAAGAACAAGGGCGAGAUGUAUGACUUGGCUGUGGAUCUGUUUACGAGGUCCUGUGCUGGCUACUGUGUAGCUACAUUUAUCCUUGGGAUAGGAGACAGGCACAACAGCAACAUAAUGGUCAAAGAUGAUGGACAGUUGUUUCAUAUAGAUUUUGGCCAUUUCCUGGAUCAUAAGAAGAAGAAAUUUGGCUACAAAAGAGAGCGGGUGCCCUUCGUACUGACGCAAGACUUCCUUAUUGUCAUCAGUAAGGGAUCCCAGGAGUGCACAAAGACCAAAGAGUUUGAGAGGUUCCAGGAGAUGUGUUAUAAAGCCUAUCUGGCCAUCCGGCAGCAUGCAAACCUCUUCAUCAACCUGUUCUCCAUGAUGCUGGGCUCUGGCAUGCCUGAGCUGCAGUCAUUUGAUGACAUUGCCUACAUCAGGAAGACUCUGGCUCUGGAGAAAAGUGAACAGGAGGCGUUGGACUACUUUAUGAAACAGAUGAACGAUGCUCACCAUGGAGGAUGGACCACUAAGAUGGACUGGAUAUUCCACACAAUUAGACAGCAUGCACUAAACUGAUCCCCUGCACAGAAACAACAACAAAAAAAAAACCACCAGUCCCACCAUGGAGUAUUGUCUGUCAGCCAGACGCAGCAUUAGUCCUUCAAGGAAUAUCAGUUCUGUUACAGCAGACACCACAAACAGCUCACUGAUGACGGAAGUUCUCAGCUUGAAUCUUUUUUUUUUUUUACUAUUUGUGUUUAUUUAAACAAGGUUUGCAUUUUCUUUGCAUCAUCAUCUGCCUUUUUUUGUGUGGUCUUUAAGAUGCUCUCGCACUACCCUCUGCUUGUUUCGGGGACUACAAGAAAGUUUUCCUCAUGUCCCGGUGAAGAUGUGCCCUACCUGGCUACUAUGCUUCCUCGAUUUUUUGUUUUUUUUGCCUGACACAAAUAAACUGGGUAACCAAGGAAAUUUUACCCCUUACUCUGCUGCUCUUGGAGGAAAAACACAAAUUGGACAAAGAAGAUGUAUCUGCCAAGCUGUACAUGUAGCCACAAAGGGAGCUCGCCUUGCUGCUGCUCCUCUGCUGUAGUAGUGCUGCAUUGUGGCUCCAGCCCAGACAGGAAGUGCUUGGGAAACUUUUUUUUUUUUUUUUUUUUUUCCAAUUUUAUCUCUGCUGAGAGGAUGACGGGCACAAGGAACUGUCUAAAUUACCUUGCAUAAAAGAAGUGUUACUCAAAUUCAUUGUAUAGCGCAGGAGUCCUGGAGUAAUGGCUUCUAUGAUGACUACCACUGCACAGUCUUCCACCAUCUUUGUGGUGAAAUUGCCCUUCUGAGCUGAUUUGUUGUCGGCUUUCAAAUUUCAAAGCUCAAAAAACUGCACUGCAGAAGAGCGAGUGUGUUGUUUUGCACAGCUCUGCAGUCUCCCAUGGCCUCGAUGAAACAGCACUCCACUCUUGGGAACAUUUGUUGGUGGUGCAGCUUUAGACUCAUGCAUAAACUUCAGGGUGAUGAUGCCUCUCCAUCAAAAAAAAAAAAAACAGCACUUAGAAAUACCAGAAUAAUAUACAGAUUUAUUAUGACUUUUUAAAUUUAUUUAUGUAUCUAGUUUCUUUCAGUUUCUACACAGGCAAAACACUUAACUCAGCCCUCCAGAAACACACCAUUGUUUGUGUAAAUAUAUUUGGAUUUUUUUUUGUGUUGACCUGUUUGCAGCUUCCUCUGGGUACCACGAGCGCAACCGCUUUCCCCUGGUUUCAUGAUUAUAGAGUUUUGCCCAUAUUCGUAAAUGAAGACUGCUGAUUCUCUUUUUGCUAGUCACUUGUAAGUUAAACAUCUCAUUUGACCAUAUCAGUAGUUUCAUUGUGGCUAGUUUACAGCCCUACUACGAACUUUCAAGAUUAAUUUGUUUUUGGGAAGCCAAAUGGCAAGAGUAAAAGUGCCAGUCUCACAUUUUAUGAAUAAUGGGACCUAUUUUAAGCCUCUGGAUGUCUGUCUGUCUGUCUGUCAGCGAGCAGAGGCCCAGGGGAAUGUUACGUCUUCCUGUUGAUAAAAUGCCUUGGCAUCACAGCACAACACUCCACAACACUGCACACUGCUAAGCCCUACAAACUCUGCCUAAGCAAGUUGUAGUAAGCUAACCAUGACAGCACUAUUAACAUGACAAGCAUGGCAGUUUUUAGGAAAAGCUAGAUUUGAUCUUCAUUGUGUAUUAUUUGUAUUUCUAAUUAUGUUAGGUGUUUAGCAUGUCCCUCAUUAGAAUGUGUUUAAAAUAUUGACUCAUGGACAAAAUGAAUUUUAACUUUUGGUGGAUAUUUUAUUAUCCAGAACAACUUUCUCUGAGCCUUUAACCCUGGCAGUAUUUGAGCCAUGCCUUCUGUUGCCGGGGACUGUUAAAGCCAUGCUCUGCACCUUUUUGUUAGAAAGGUUAGAAGUUUGAAUUUUUCUUUGUUAUAUUUUUCCCAACAGAAACAUCUGAGCAUGUAGAUUUUUCAUUAUUUAUAAGUCACAAUGAAAUGUUAGUUAGAACGUCUGCAGUUAAACAAGCGACGCAAACUGUGGACGAAAUUUAGUUAUGAGAUGGAUUUGAACAAAUCCUCCAAAUUUGAUUGGACCGCUCAAGAGUGGGCACAAUUUAGCACGUACAGAGGAUGACGCAGGACUGUUGGUCCCCACCCGCACCUCCCUCAAUAAAUGAAGCCUUAGCUACAUUCUGGAAAUGUAAACAAACUUUUGCCAACUGAUAUCCAAAUGCACAUGGAGGCAGGGUGGGGCGGGAUUAGCUGAUCGUCACAAUCACUCAUUGGAUUCAUUUGUGUAUAUGCCCCUGAGUUUAAGAUGAGUCAAUGAUAUUUUGUUUAUGUUUUAAAGAAAGAGGAAAAAGGAAAGACCUUGAUGUAAAAAUAAUCAGAAAUGAUUUUUAAAACAUAUUUUUGGCAUAUAACAGAACAGUCCACACAGAGGCAGCAUUACAGCUUGGAAAAAGCAUUUUUGUUUCACUGUCUUCAGAGCAGACUAUAGCUGGAUGGUUUCUGGAAAUGAGUAAUUUGGGAAUUUUCUCAGAGAUGAUCGCAGAACCAUGAAUGGCGUUGUUUCUUAUGUACUGAAAACCUCUUGACUGAAGAGAGAAUGUAGUGAGAGAAGGUGAAGGUGAAGGAGAAGGUGCCUCAGAGCAGCCUCACAAGCACCUGACACCUUCACAAUGUAUUUGGAUGUGUGUUCAACUAAAUUAUUAUCUUAGUAACCCCGACAAUAUGAAACUCGAAUCUCGUAAGCGAGAGUCAGAGGAAAGUCUGCACUUUGCCAGUUCAACUGUUGAUUGUAUUGAAAAGCCAAAGUUGUGGUCUGUUCUGAUGUGGUGCACGUGUGAUGACGUGUUAUUGCAGCAUUAAUAUUAAGCUACAAUGUAUUUAACUGCUAAUAUGGACCUUAUGUGCACUCAUCUCUUUACGUUCUUGCAUCAAGUCACGUUCUCUCUCUCUAAAGUCAGAUGCAGUGCCACUGAACAGACGGUAGGUUUAUCAGCAGAGAGCACCUCUCUCAUUUAAUUAGUCCUUCAUUUUCUUAACGUGCCAAAUCAGGCAUCACUGAGGCCUGUGAAAGCUAAUGCUGGAAUUGCAUCAUGCAGUAGAGUGGUUGGGGUAUACACUUAAAAAACAAUCAAGUUCUCAAUACCUUUUCAAAAGGACUGUAAGACGAAAGGUAGUCUAGUAUGCAUGUUUCUCGAGCAGCAUAACCAGUAUGUAUGAUGUACAUUUUGAAGCAACAUUAAGCAGUAUGUAUGUACAGUUACAGUCUAACCUCUUUUUCUAUGGCAGGCUUCAUGUGUGACAAACCUGUAGUGUUGUUAUCUUUAAUAUCCUUUGCCAUAUAUCCUGCAGAUUGAUUGUGUGUGUGCGCGUGUGCGCGCGUGCGUUUGUGUGUGUGUGUGUGUGUGUGUGUCCAUAUGCAUUAAUUGUCUUUCUGUACAGGUUGCAGAGCUUCAUUGGCAGGCCCCAAUGAAAACCCACACUAUGUAUGUAUGUGUGCGUGUGUGCGUGUAAAAGUCCAUGUGUCUGUGUGUGAUGACACUAAACUGUUGCAGUGAUGGUGUCUCUAAAUGUUUUGCAAGCCUUUUUUUUCCACUGGCUGGUUUGUGCCAGAGAAAAAAAAAAACAAAACUGCUGAAGCUUUUUGCAGAAAAAAGCUUCAGGAACUCUGAAACAUAAAAGAAGGGACACUUUUCUCAUACAUCAGAUGUAAAUGUUUUACUUGAAAUGUCAUGAAUCAGAACUGCUUUGCUGGUUUAGAGUUGAGAUGCAAGGGUUCAGUAUCUAUUUAGUACUGAUGGUGAGAGUGUGUGCGUGCGUGUGUGUACGUGUUGGGCUGUUGGUAAGCAGCGAAGGUUGAAACAUUUGUGUAAAGGCUGUUUGUUUGAUACUGGUAGUGAAUGUUAUUGAUGCCACAGUGCUAAAUUUCAGAGUAAAGAAGCAACUAUUUCUUGAACUAAUGAAGGACUGAAGUUGUACUCGAGUCCACGUUUCUAAGAUCAGGUGCAGUGAGAACUGUGAUGAAGUAUUUAAUAAGAUUCAAUCAUCUUGGAUUUCUAUUUUCAGCCUCCGAAUCAUAUGAAUGAGGCCCGGCACCGAAGUGAUAGUUGUCGCAUCUUCCCAGAGCAUGUUUUUUUCUUUUUUGAAAGUUCUCCUGGUGUCCAACUUUGGUGCUGACUUGGUGCAGGAAUUCUGCAAUAAUUGUUGCACUACUUUUUCCUCCCUUAAGCGAAAGGCUUUGAUGGCACCCGUUCUUUAUCUUAACUGUCAAAAAGCUCAGCAAUGAAAACACAGGCUCAUGUUCACAGAUCUGCCUGUCACAGGGCCAGUUGAACCGGUUUUAUUACUAAGCCGGCUUUGUCCGUCAGAUCAACAAUCUGCAGGAGAUUGAGUAUCACAUAAUGAUACGUCAUCAUUGUACCUGCUAUUUUACCAGUGCUGAGAAAUACUGAUACAUUUUUGUGACGUAACAGAGAGGAGGGAAACCCUACUUUCAUUCAUCAUAUCUUGAGUUUGCCCCCGACCUGUGAUUCCCAGACAAACGGUGGACAUAAUAACAUAAACACCCAGGAAAUAUAACGCAAUUCAAUGCAAUAUCCAUGUAGUACAUACUACCUUUUGAGAUGCUUACAGUGUAGUCUGUUUUCGGUGACUGUCAGACAAGUCUUUUAUUUUAAGAUGUUCAUGUUACUGUUCCUGUUUGUUCACCUGAUGGACAGGUGUUCACAUUGUUGUGUCCACCACCUUGAUAUAUCAAAACACUGUCAAACCCUCAGUUACACUCUCUUCCUUUUUUUGUUUUGCUUUGUUUUUUAAAAAGCCUUUGAAUGGGCUUUAAACAGAAUGAAUGUCGAGGGUUUUAAACUCUACUUGCAGAAAGAAAAUCAACCUCGGAUCAAAGAGCAAAUAUGGUAAAUAAUUUCAGAUUAUUGAUCAUUUGUGAUCAUUUUAUUUGCAUCUCAUGUCCCGAAUUCUCACUUAAAACAGGAACAUUGACUUAACAGUGUGUGGUUUCAUGUUCUGUUCUGUAUGCAGUUCUGUAAACUACAUUACAGUGUGUCACUCAUAUAUUUCCAUAGCAUACCAUGCUGUCAGAACCUUAACUUAUACUAUGAAUGAAUGUACAACGGGCCAAUGUAUUGUUUUUCACAGCCUACCUGCAUGAGAUUGGGUAAAGAUGAAUAUUCUUCCUCUUUUUUUUGUUUGUUUUUAUUUAGUCUGCUAGGCAGCCACGCAGAUGUUUAUAAAUUAAUGCCUUAAGUUUGCUCCCUGUAGGAACAAUUUCUAGGACACGUUCAUUCUCACAAUAACCUGCGUUUUUAUUUAUAAGUGUAUAUUGUGUUUUGUUUUGGCUCCCAGGUCACAGAGUAAAGGUUUGUACCCUGACUGACUGGCUGGUCAUCUGAGUGUUCUGUGAAGAUGUACAAAUAAAUUUGUUAAACAUU
Molecule: messenger RNA, 9179 nt
Organism: Seriola aureovittata
Lineage: Eukaryota; Metazoa; Chordata; Actinopteri; Carangiformes; Carangidae
Product: phosphatidylinositol 4,5-bisphosphate 3-kinase catalytic subunit alpha isoform-like
Exons: 26
Coding region: 578-3784 (1068 amino acids)
Biological process (GO): phosphatidylinositol 3-kinase/protein kinase B signal transduction; phosphatidylinositol-mediated signaling; cell migration
Cellular component (GO): cytoplasm; phosphatidylinositol 3-kinase complex, class IB; plasma membrane
Molecular function (GO): 1-phosphatidylinositol-3-kinase activity; 1-phosphatidylinositol-4-phosphate 3-kinase activity
Source: RefSeq, a predicted model, not a curated record